AAAAUUAUCAACUUCAUAGAGAACAAAUUGAAGUUGAAAUUAAAGCACAACUUUGGAAUUCUAAUAUUGAACGAAUUCAAAAAUUUGUUUUUGAAUAUUUAGAAGAUCAAAAAAUUUUUAAAAAUAGUUUUAAUGUCAAACUACUCCAAUUCGAUAG
Dentiscutata erythropus is the source of this 157-nucleotide messenger RNA. NCBI's taxonomy places the organism in Eukaryota, Fungi, Glomeromycota, Glomeromycetes, Diversisporales, Gigasporaceae. The record is from the annotation of a GenBank genome assembly.